AUGGCCAUCGCGAAUGGCAACGGCCAACAUAACGCCAACGGUAGCACCAACGGCGCCCACCACCACCACAAUGUAGACACCGACUCCGCUCCGCUGAACAUCAUCAUCGUCGGCGCCGGUCUCGGUGGCCUGACUGCCGCCAUCUACCUGCGGCAACAAGGACAUAAAGUGACCGUCCUGGAGCAAUCCCGCUUCGCGUGCGAGCUGGGCGCGGCGGUGCACCUGGCGCCCAACAGCAACGGCGUGCUCAAGCGCAUCGGCAUCGACGCCGAGCGCGACUUCGGCGCCGUCGAGGCGCAGUUGCUGACCGAGUACGAGGCCGACGGCAACGUCAUCCGCUCGCUGCCCAUAGGCGAGAUGGGGGCAAUCUAUCAGCAUAAAUGGCUCCUGGUCUACCGCGUGCACCUGCACGAAGCGCUCAAGAAGCGCGCCACCGACGCCGAGGGCAAGGGCGUGCCCGUCGAGCUGCGCACGUCGAGCCGGGUCGUCGACGUCGACCCGGCGACCGCCGCCGUGACGCUGGAGAGCGGCGAGACGGUGCGGGGCGACCUGGUCGUCGGCGCUGACGGCGUCCACUCCAAAGCUCGUCCCAAGGUCCCCGGCGGCGAUGUCAGCGCGUCGCCGUCCAGCAAGAGCGCGUUCCGCUUCCUGGUGCCGCGCGAGGCGGCGCUGGCGGACCCGCGCUCGGCCAAGUUCGCCGCCAGAGACGGCGAGAUGCACAUCCUCUACGGCUCGGACCGCCGCGUCGUCAUCUACCCGUGCGUGAGCAACACGAUGCUGAAUUUCGUGUGCAUCCAUCCCAAGGAGGAGAGCGAUGCGUCCUCCGAUGACUGGAACAAGACGGGCAGGAAGAGCAAACUGCUCGAGGUGUUCGCCAAGUUCGACUCGGACCUCGUCGCUCUGCUGGACAAGGCCGAGGAGGACACACUCAAGGUCUGGGAGCUGCUCGACAUGGAGCCGCUGCCGACGUGGGUGAACGAGAAGCUCGCGCUGCUGGGCGACGCCGCGCACCCGUAUCUGCCGCACCAGGGCCAGGGCGCCGGUCAAGCCAUGGAGGAUGCGGCGGCUCUGGCUGUCGUCUUGCCCGAGGGCACCAAGCCGGAAGACGUCCCGCAGCGGCUCAAGCUGUACUUCGACUUCCGCUACGAGCGCUGCACCAAGAUCCAGCGCUUCUCGCAGCAAGCCGGGAGGGAUAUCCAGGACGAGCCGCUUGACAUGAGCGGCAACUCGGCGUACAACUUCACCCACGACGAAUGGGACAGCGCGUCGGACAAGUUCCGGCGGUGGCAGUGGGCGCAGAACCCCAACCUCUACUGGCGGCAGCCCAUCGUCUUCGGGCCCAUGCCGGGCCCGCGCCAGGACUUCUUCGGGCGGCCGCGCACGGCGACGCACAGCACGGCGACGACGGCGUCCAUCAAGUUCAAGACGUCGGCGACGGUGCUGCAGGGGCUGUUCCCCAACGCGCGGUUCCGCUUCGCCAAGCCGGGCACCGUCGCCCACGCCAGCUUCUCGCAGACGACGCUGAACAAGAUGGACUGGCUGGGCGGCGGGGGGUACCGCCACUUCGGCCUGUACAUCCACGGCGUCGAGUACACGAAGCUGGACGGCGGCACGGCGUCGGGCACGUACAUGCCGCUCCUGUUCGAGAGCCUGGCCGACCCCAUCGUCAGCGGCCGCGAGGAGCUCGGCAUGCCCAAGCUCUACUGCACCAUCGACGUGCACCGCCGCGCCCGCAGCUACCGGCUGCAGACGGGCUGGCAGGGCGCCACGUUCGGCGAGGUGGCGCUCGAGGGGCUCGAGGAGCAGGACCCGGCCGCGGAGAAGGGCACCAUCGGCGGCGAGGCCGACGACGGCAUCCUGGUGUACCGCUACAUGCCCGAGGUCGGGCGGCGCGGCAAGGCGGCGUCGGAGCACGCCGUCUUCGUGCCGCACGCCGAGGAGGCCAAGGUGGUGCCGACGACGGUGAAGCGCGUGUGGCGGGGGCGGACGGGGAGCGUCAAGUUCGACGCCUUGGAUUGGGACGCGCUGCCCACGCUGCACCACGUCAUCGCCAGGCUGGCCGAAGUGCCCGUGUUCGAGGUCGUCGGGGUGAAGGUGGUUGAGUCGGAGGGCGUGCCCGAUGUGUCGAGCGCGAGGCCUGUGGACGAGCUGGUCCAGAAGGUGUAG
Diplodia corticola is the source of this 2166-nucleotide messenger RNA. RefSeq names its product salicylate hydroxylase. The coding region runs from base 1 to 2166 and encodes 721 amino acids. The transcript is spliced from 7 exons. Gene Ontology annotation, molecular function: monooxygenase activity; lyase activity; FAD binding. NCBI's taxonomy places the organism in Eukaryota, Fungi, Ascomycota, Dothideomycetes, Botryosphaeriales, Botryosphaeriaceae. The record is from RefSeq and is a predicted model, not a curated record.